Patiria miniata (bat star) is the source of this 1148-nucleotide messenger RNA. RefSeq lists its product as uncharacterized. Bases 720 to 1148 code for a protein of 142 amino acids. The record is from RefSeq and is a predicted model, not a curated record. The transcript has 6 exons. Lineage: Eukaryota; Metazoa; Echinodermata; Asteroidea; Valvatida; Asterinidae.
UGUCAGAAUUCAUGCACGUGGUUUCAUUCGUGGGAAAUCAACGAAAAAUGUCCCUUUUUUGACUGAAUUCUUGUGUACAAACGCUUUGAUGUCGUUUUUUAACAAUCAGAGAAGUAUCCUAGACCCAAAUUGUUUGCACCAACAGACUGGGAAUGAUGUUAUUUGACCACUGAAAAUUGGGAAUCAGCCAAAGGAGUCGUGCAUAUUCCUAUACCUCCAUGUGUAUACUAUUCGACGUGUGGAACCCAACAGUGUCGAAUGUCCUCCGUGCACUCUCUACUUUCUCGGUAGCCCAUGCAUACAAUGUAGAGUAGAGCAUGCAAUGUACAUGUACAUGUACAUGUGCUUGCAAGAACGACACCCCAUGAAGAAGGACGGAUGUCUGAAAGCUCGGGUACAACAGAUCCGGGUGUGAAGGGCAUCACCUGAAACUCCCUUGACAACAAGAUGAGACAACUCAAGGAACAUGGUCAAGUUCUUCCUGGGUUCUAUGCCAUCAAGAAGAGAUUGAAGGAAGAUCUUGCAAGAAUGCUGGCUGAGAGACGAUGAGGAGUCAAGAAGAUGACGGCCUGUGAACAUCUCAAGUCAAGUCACCCAUACCCCAUCUUCCCAUGGAGCCUCGUUCUCAUUCACCAACCCACCACGCCCAGUCCAGUCGCCAUGGCAACUGAACAGCCUCAAGCUCCGCCUCCAACAGCCAUUGGUCAAAAUCCUCAGAAAUGAGCAAAGUCGGGAGCAACGCAAGACACCUGUCAGCUUUGUUGUUGUACCUGUCAGUGAUCUGGGUUACCCUGUUGGUUCACCAGGGAGUAGCAUCUGGGCUUAUGUGUACAGCAGGGAGCAGCGAUGAAUGGAUCCCAAGUAGCAACUUAGAGGACAUACCAGGUACAGCAGCUAACAGGAUGCCUAACUUCCCCCAUCAAGACACUGUCAAGAGAGGAUGGCUUCCAAAUGAACAAACACCUGUCAACCAGUUUGGUGAGCAACAUGAGCCAGUGUCUGGCAUGCAUCAUAACAUGGCCAUGGGUUAUGGGGGAGGGGUGACAGCUCAUGGAAUGACAGGAAUGGUCUGGAACCCUGUAGCCACCAUGCAACUUCGUGGCACCAAUCUUAAGGUGUUGGGACCAUGGAGCCAGUGGGUCAUGUGA